Messenger RNA from Drosophila melanogaster (fruit fly), 1493 nucleotides. It is a transcript of the gene HP1b, whose product is annotated as heterochromatin protein 1b. NCBI's taxonomy places the organism in Eukaryota, Metazoa, Arthropoda, Insecta, Diptera, Drosophilidae. The transcript has a single exon. The record is from RefSeq and is marked reviewed. The coding region runs from base 106 to 828 and encodes 240 amino acids. Gene Ontology annotation, biological process: regulation of gene expression. Gene Ontology annotation, cellular component: heterochromatin; nucleus; chromosome.
UCUUCUUCUUCUUCAAUCUCUUUAAUCGCACGUAUAAAUAAGUUUUGGACGCCAAGAAAAUAACAAAAUUCGCAGUUGGAAUAACACAAUUAGCGUAAAAGCACAAUGGCCGAAUUCUCAGUGGAACGCGUCGAGGACAAGCGAACGGUGAACGGACGAACGGAAUACUAUCUAAAGUGGAAGGGCUAUCCGCGCAGCGAAAACACCUGGGAGCCGGUGGAGAAUCUCGACUGUCCAGACCUGAUAGCCAACUUCGAGGAGUCGCUGAAGAACAACAAGAAGGAGACAAAGAAACGCCUGUCCACCUCCUCCACACCCGAAUCCAUACGCAGCAAGCGCAAGAGCUUCCUGGAGGACGAUACCGAGGAGCAGAAGAAGCUGAUCGGCUUUGAGCGCGGUCUGGAGGCAUCAAAAAUACUGGGCGCCACCGACUCAUCCGGGCACCUAAUGUUCCUCAUGAAGUGGAAGGGCAGCGAUCACGCCGACCUUGUGCCCGCCAAGCUGGCCAACACUCGAUGCCCCCAGGUGGUCAUACAGUUCUAUGAGGAGCGCCUCACCUGGCACACGGGCAGCGGCAAUGGUAAUGGGAAUACGAAUUCCGUCAAUUUGGGAUCAUCCGGUGGCCUGGGCUCCGUCGGCGGCAGUGGGGCCGGCGAUGAUACUGCUCCCGGCAGCGUUGGCACCACCGGUGGCGGCAGCAAUAUAGAUGGCGGUGACGAGGAGGAUCCCGAACCGGCCAGCCCCAUUGGCAGCAUCAAUCAAGACGAGAAUAUCAAGCCGGACGAGAGUAGUGAGCUGGACAACGGACAGCCGGAUGCGGAUGACUAGUUGAGUGGCAGAUACAGAUGACUGUUUCGGAUUCACUCGCUUAUGUGGAUACAUACACACCGGCUUUAUACGAUAUAUGUACAUACAUAUUUCGUAGCGUAGCCCUUAAGAUAAAAAAAUUGGACAAACUGAAGUUCUGGCGUCAGUCAGCGGUAGUAUAUACAUAUACAUAUAUACAUAUACAUAUAUAUACAUACUUAAUCUAUAAGUUCAAUUGUAAAAUUGUUUUUAACAUCUACCUUUAUUUUUGACCCACAUAAAUGUUUUAUAAGCAUAUAACAUCACAGUGUUAAAUACAAUUGGCCUAAACUACGCUUAACCUGAUCAAUGAGGAACGACUCAGACUGAAGGACCACCUUUCUAUCUUAACAACUAUCCAGCUUUCUAACACUUUAAGUUAAAAAAAAACACAUUGAAAUUGCCAAUAUUUUUGUGUGGAAAUCAAAAGACGCCAAUUGUGCUGCCCACCUAGCGCCUUUAUAGCCAGAAUUUGAGAUUUUUUCCUAACAGGCAGUUAUUAAGAUCGAUUAAUUUAGAUUUUCCCGAUUUUUUCAUUGUUUCGCAAAUCAUUAUGUGUUCCAAACAAAAGCUUUUAAAACUAUGUAGGUUUGUAAGACUAAAGUAAAGUACGAAUAAAACAAAAUUGUGCUGGCAGAUAAUUUGCC